Ochlerotatus camptorhynchus is the source of this 1396-nucleotide messenger RNA. RefSeq names its product zinc finger protein OZF-like. Gene Ontology annotation, molecular function: RNA polymerase II transcription regulatory region sequence-specific DNA binding; DNA-binding transcription factor activity, RNA polymerase II-specific. The record is from RefSeq and is a predicted model, not a curated record. The transcript is spliced from 2 exons. Bases 32 to 1396 code for a protein of 454 amino acids. Gene Ontology annotation, biological process: regulation of transcription by RNA polymerase II. Lineage: Eukaryota; Metazoa; Arthropoda; Insecta; Diptera; Culicidae. Gene Ontology annotation, cellular component: nucleus.
ACUGCACGAGGAAAGCGAAGUUACUUAUGAAAUGGAUGAAAGCGUUGGUACGAAGCUGGAUCUUUCUGAUACAGAACACGAAAAAGAAACAGUCGCAGAUGACGAUGAGGGGACGCCAACGGAACAGGAUGCUGAAGAUAAAGAGCCACCGGUGAAGAAAUAUCGUCGUAGAACAAAACAAGAGAAGGAUGCAAAAGGUAUGCGGAAAACUGGACGUCCCCGCACGAAAGUUAACGAUCCAAAUCGCCCUCGAUUGCACGAUUACAAAUGUUACAUUUGCAAAAGCGAGUCACACGGAUCGUCCGAAGCCCUGAUUGCUCAUCUUACCAGUAGCCAUGAAGGCCAAUUGCCUUACACUUGUCCGGAUUGUGUAAUGCAGACGGUUGUUAUUAAAACUGUUCAAAGACUGAACGCGCAUAUACGACAACAUUUGAAUCCGGUGAAAUGUCCACAUUGUGACAAGCGGUACACCAGCAAAAAUAACGUCACACUUCACGUGCAGAUGUACCACCAGGACGGUGAUGUCCAGUGUCCAUGGACGUGCGAAUACUGUGGACAAGAGUAUCCUUCCAAGGUUUCACUUUUACAUCACGUGAAGCUACAUACCACUGCGACGAGCUGCGAGAUUUGUGGUAAAAUUUUCAAGGAACGGCACAAACUUCGAUUACACAUCCAACGCCGGCACGAAAAAUUAAAAAAAUAUGAAUGCAACAUCUGUAAGAAGAAACUUGGAUCGUUAGAUAGUGUCCAGAUUCAUAUUAAAACGUAUCAUUCGAACCAGGUGUUCAAAUGUAGCUACUGUUCAAGGACAUUUAGUUCGGAGCUAACGCAUCGCUACCACGAGAAAAAGCAUGUAGAAAAUCCGAAUUACGUGGCUACGAAGGAUUGGAAAGAGUACUACACCAUUGUCGAGGGAGUAGUUAAUAAGCCAGGUGCUAAACUAAAGCAAUGCAAUCUCUGUGGUAUGGUUUCCAAAGCAAUGGGAACUCAUCUAUCUACGGUACAUUUUCCAAGCGAGUUUCGUUGCAAGAUCUGUGAUAUGGUGUUUAAACAUAAGCAAAGGUUUGAAAUCCAUGUGUUGGAGCACGAACGUGGCAAAGCACACAAAUGUCCAAUCUGUGCCCGUGAGUUUUCCGACAGAAGGUAUCUGAUCAACCAUCUUCGAACGAAGAAACAUCAAGAUCAUCCAUUGGCCGACAGUGGGAAAUAUAGUAGAAAUAAGCAUGCACGCGAGGCCAUCAAGGAACACGUUUUUGGCUAUGGUCCAUCAAUCUCCCAUUAUCGGAGAGCGCAUGCUCCGAACCGCCUGUAUUUGCCUUCCGAUUUGACUGAGAAGUCUCUGCACAAGAACUAUGAAGCCACGCAGGAUGUCAAAGUAAUCGUUUGGGACUUGUAA